Brettanomyces nanus is the source of this 3012-nucleotide messenger RNA. RefSeq lists its product as uncharacterized. The record is from RefSeq and is a predicted model, not a curated record. The coding region runs from base 1 to 3012 and encodes 1003 amino acids. Gene Ontology annotation, molecular function: 5-oxoprolinase (ATP-hydrolyzing) activity. Gene Ontology annotation, biological process: glutathione metabolic process. Gene Ontology annotation, cellular component: cytosol. The transcript has a single exon. Lineage: Eukaryota; Fungi; Ascomycota; Pichiomycetes; Pichiales; Pichiaceae.
AUGAGUAUAUUGACUGCUGAAAAAAGAAAACUCUUGUUAGGUAUCGACGUCGGUGGAACCAACUCCGACCUUGUUGUCAUCGAGCCUGAUAAGCUGGGAACAGAUACAUAUGGUGUUGUUGCAUGGCACAAGUCUGUUACUACUCCAGAUGUUUCUGUUGGUAUUGAAAGAGCCAUCAUUACUGUGUUGAAUGAUCCAAAGUACCGAAUCUCGAAAGAAGAAAUUAUUUCAAUGACGAUUGGUACCACCCAUUUUAUUAAUGCCGUUAUCGAAAGAGAUGCAAAUCGUCUAGAAAAGGUCGCUGUCAUUCGUUUGUCUGGACCGUUUGGUGUCAGUUCUCCUCCAUUUGGGGAUUUCCCUCAAGAUUUGGCAGAGGUAAUUAACGGCUACUUCUGCAGUGUUGAUGGAGGCUCUGAAAUCAGCGGCAAGGAUAUUAGACCCUUGGAUGAGUCUGCCUUAAGAGAUCACUGCAAAAAAAUUAGACACCUCGACAUCUCUGCCGUUGCCAUUGUGGGUGUCUUCUCCAAUAUGAACUUUACGCAGGAGAAGCGUGCAGCAGAUAUUGUCGCUCAAGAGAUUCCAGGCUGUGACGUUGUCUUAUCUCACACGAUCUCAGGAAUUGGUCUUGUUGAGCGUGAGAAUGCUACCAUCCUUAAUGCUUCCAUCAAAAAGUUCGGUCGAAAGAUUAUCCGUUCCUUUGUGGGUGCAGCCAACAGACUAGGUUUAAAAUGUCCUGUUAUGCUUUCGCAGAAUGAUGGUACUGUUUUGUCUGUAAAGGAUGCAUUGGAGACACCAAUUAGGACUUUUUCCUCUGGUGCCACCAAUUCCAUGCGUGGUGCUGCCAUCCUUUGUUCGGGUGAUCCUGAUGUGAAGGGUCAGAACGUGAUUGUGUGUGACGUUGGUGGAACAACCACUGAUGUUGGUCAGUUGCUUAACACCGGUUUUCCACGUCAAUCUGCCAUGUAUUCGUAUGUCGGUGGUGUUCGUAUGAACUUUUCCAUGCCUCAUGUCGUCUCAAUCGGACUCGGCGGAGGAUCCAUCGUUAGAAAAGACGAUAAGGGUAUCACAGUGGGUCCUGAUUCCACUGGUAGUGGUAUUGUUACUGAUUCCAUCAUUUUUGGAGGUAGUACGGUUACUACCUCUGAUAUCUCUGUUGCCACUUAUAUUGAUGCCAAGGGUAUUGCUACUCUUCCCGAUGCCAUGAAAAUGGGUAAUGCAGAUAGGGUUUGCAAUGUCUUUGGGGAUGACUACAAAGCAGGCUAUGCCGCCGUUGUCAAGAGACAUUUGGAAAAAGCAAUCGAUAGGGUCAAAACUUCCAAGGGAAAUAUUCCGGUGAUUUUUGUUGGAGGAGGAUCAUUUAUUGCUCCUGAUAAUCUUAACGGUACCUCCAAAGUCAUUAAGCCUCUUUAUUCUCAGGUGGCUAAUGCCAUCGGUGCCGCUUUAGGAAAGAUAUCCUCAAAUAUCUCAGAGUUCCGAACCCUUAAAAGUGCUGAUGAUGAAGAAAAGCAGAAUGUUGUUAAUGAGCUCAUCAAGAAAGCUAGUGAUGAUGCUGUCGCUAAAGGUGCAUUAAGAACGUCGCUAGAAGUCGUUAACAUUGUUUCCGACGCUGUGCCUUAUCUUGACAACUUCUACCAAUUUGAAAUUAAGAUUGUAGGUGACGUUGAUUACGAUAAAGUUAUGGAGUUGGUUACCAAGGCAAAUCUGAACACAGCCAAGGAGUCUGUCAAAGAUUAUGUUAUCGAGGAAGUCUACAAGCAGGCAAAGGUCUCGAAAGAUGAGGCCGAUGAUUUCGACUAUUCCUCGUAUGUUCCUUUUGUCAAAAAUGGAAUUUGGUCAUUGACUGAAACUGAUGUUGACUUUAUCGGUUCCGGUUCUUACAUUCUCGGAUGUGGUGGUGGUGGUAAUCCUCAUAGUUCUGUUAUUGAGCUCAAGAGAUUGAUUCGUGAGGGCCAGCAAGUUCAAAUUGUAACUUUGAAGAAGUUUAACGAGAUGACCAAAGGUAAGGGUCGUGCCAUUAAUGUUGGCUACUUUGGAUCUCCUGUCAUCUCUGGUGAGAAAUUGCAUGCUGAUGAAAUACUAGAGGCAUUGUCACAGAUUGAAAAGCACGAGGGAUACAAAACCGAUGGAAUCUUUAUGUUUGAAAUUGGUGGAGGUAAUGGCAUCAGUGGCUUAUGGACUGCAUGUAUGAGAGGACUUCCAGUAGUUGACUUGGAUUUAAUGGGCCGUGCAUAUCCUACACAAUGGCAAUCUCUUCCUUCGGUUUAUCAUGAUAAACGCGGUUAUCCAUACCUUGCUAUUUCUGAUGGUAAUGGAUUGGAGAUGAUGAUUACAUCUGCAAGAACUGAUGUUCAGAUGGAAAACGUGAUGAGAGACUCUAUGUACAAUCAAGGAUGUCAGGGUGCGUGCGUAGAGCCUUCGAUGAGUAUUUUUGAAAUGGAACAGGAAACUGUCCAUGAUCCAGUAUCAUUGUCAUGGAGAAUCGGUAGGGCAGUUUAUAUUGCAACGCAAAAGUCUGAUGUCGAUAACCUACCUAAGUAUAUUAUUGAGGCUGCCGGUGGUCCCCAGUCAACAAAAUGUCUUCUAACCGGUAAGAUCGUCAGUGUGGAAAAGAAACUUAAACGGGGCUACGGUUACGGUGUGGUAGAAAUUGAAAGUAUUGAAGAAGAUCCUAAGACUCAUAAGAGGUCCAUGAUUACAAUGCCAUUCAAAAACGAAAACAUUGUGGCCUAUAAAGUGGAAGAGGAUGGAAGCCGUACGCCACUCUGCUCGGUUCCUGAUUUAAUUACCUUGGUUGACGUUGAUGGUAAUGCUGUGGGUACCCAGGAUUACAGGUAUGGGUUAGUCGUGUACAUAAUGGUCUUUGCAUGUUCUGAUAAAUGGAGAACUGAAAAGGCCGUUAAGAUUGGAGGUCCAGAGGCCUUUGGAGAGGAUUUUCAGGAUUUGGAAUACAGGCCAGCUGGUAAAUAUACAGCAACUGUUCCUGUUGCCGAUGAAUUUGAUACAAAAAAUUAA